Trichechus manatus latirostris (Florida manatee) is the source of this 1483-nucleotide messenger RNA. RefSeq names its product follistatin like 1 (gene FSTL1). The coding region runs from base 99 to 1019 and encodes 306 amino acids. NCBI's taxonomy places the organism in Eukaryota, Metazoa, Chordata, Mammalia, Sirenia, Trichechidae. The record is from RefSeq and is a predicted model, not a curated record. Gene Ontology annotation, biological process: cell differentiation; multicellular organism development; regulation of BMP signaling pathway. Gene Ontology annotation, molecular function: calcium ion binding; protein binding. The transcript has 11 exons.
AUUUCCUCCGAGGCAAGCGAGAAGCAUAGCUCCCACCUUCUUAGAGCUCGCUGCCGCCGCCGCGCCCCGAGCCCUCCGGAGACCGGGACGGGACCACGAUGUGGAAACGCUGGCUUGCGCUCGCGCUGGUGGCCGUCGCCUGGGUCCACGCCGAGGAAGAGCUAAGGAGCAAAUCCAAGAUCUGUGCCAAUGUGUUUUGUGGAGCUGGCCGGGAGUGUGCUGUCACCGAGAAGGGAGAGCCCACCUGCCUCUGCAUUGAGCAAUGCAAACCUCACAAGAGGCCUGUGUGUGGCAGUAACGGCAAGACCUACCUCAACCACUGUGAGCUGCAUCGAGACGCCUGCCUCACUGGAUCCAAAAUCCAGGUCAAUUACGACGGACACUGCAAAGAGAAGAAACACAUAAGUCCAUCUGCCAGCCCAGUUGUUUGCUAUCAGUCUAACCGCGAUGAGCUCCGGCGGCGCAUCAUCCAGUGGCUGGAAGCCGAGAUCAUCCCAGACGGCUGGUUCUCUAAAGGCAGCAACUACAGUGAAAUCCUAGACAAGUACUUUAAGAGCUUUGAUAAUGGUGAUUCUCACUUGGACUCCAGCGAAUUCCUGAAAUUUGUGGAGCAGAAUGAAACCGCCAUCAACAUUACCACGUAUGCAGACCAAGAGAACAACAAGCUGCUUAGAGGACUCUGUAUUGAUGCUCUCAUCGAACUAUCUGAUGAAAAUGCCGACUGGAAACUCAGCUUCCAAGAGUUCCUUAAGUGCCUCAACCCGUCUUUCAACCCUCCAGAGAAGAAGUGUGCCCUGGAGGAUGAGACAUAUGCAGAUGGAGCUGAGACCGAGGUGGACUGUAACCGCUGUGUCUGUGCCUGUGGAAACUGGGUCUGCACGGCCAUGACCUGUGACGGAAAGAAUCAGAGGGGGUCCCAGACCCACACAGAGGAAGGGAUGACCAGAUACGUCCAGGAGCUCCAGAAGCACCAGGAAACAGCUGAAAAAACCAAGAGAGUAAGCACCAAAGAGAUCUAACGAGGAGGAACCUGGGAAUGGUGUCUGGAGCCGGCACCUUCCCUUCCACUUCAGUGCUGAGUCCAGUAUACGCAAGUGUCCGCUACAAUCGCCAAAUCACCAGUAUUUGCUUGUAUAGCAGUGAGUUUUAUUUUGUUUAUUUGUUUUGCAAUAAAGGAAAUGGGGUGGCUGGCUAAGAGGGGAAGGGCCAUAGACUUCAUCUCUCAGAGCACUUUGAGAGAAACUGUAAACGGUGCUCGGGGGCUGCAGGCAGUGAGGAAACUGCAUCAGGGUUGAGAGAGGAGUGGACGCAGAUCGAAGCCCCUUCUGAGUCCACCGCAGCUCUAAACAUGCUGCAGGGAGGGCAGGCCAUGCCAAAGAGAUCUCACCUGGCUGUCCCCGGAGGCGGGGUUUGAGAAGCUCAAUGGAGAACACAUUCUGCUUCUGGCUACUUCCCAUUGCCGUCAGCGUGACAGAACGCCAAC